Eriocheir sinensis (Chinese mitten crab) is the source of this 3811-nucleotide messenger RNA. It is a transcript of the gene Dus4, whose product is annotated as tRNA-dihydrouridine(20a/20b) synthase [NAD(P)+]-like. The transcript is spliced from 8 exons. Lineage: Eukaryota; Metazoa; Arthropoda; Malacostraca; Decapoda; Varunidae. The coding region runs from base 2328 to 3284 and encodes 318 amino acids. Gene Ontology annotation, molecular function: flavin adenine dinucleotide binding; tRNA dihydrouridine synthase activity. Gene Ontology annotation, biological process: tRNA processing. The record is from RefSeq and is a predicted model, not a curated record.
GCACGUCCAGCUUACUUUAUGAAGUUGACUGUCAGCAGCUGUGUGGAGGCAUAGGUGAACGCCACUAGACGAGACUUAGUUUUGUUGACAGAGGCAUGAUCUGAAUUUUUUUGGGGGGUUAUUAGUUAAUUAAAAGCAUGUUUCAUUUUUCUUAGUUGAUAUUGUAAUAAUAAUUCAACUGAUGUUUACGAGCUUAAUGCGGAAAUGUUUGAAAGGUUUAGAGGUGAAUGGACCACAUCAUAAUCAAGGCAUUACUGUACUAUAAAGAAAUUGUGUGUGAGCAAGAGGCAGAGUUUGCCCAGACAUCCGCUCCGCCCUUACGCUGGUCAGGGUCACGGACAGGAGUUGCAACAGUUGUCCCUGUCUCCUGUAUUCCACAACGAAUGCAGAAGGAAGGCCCUGGAGAUUAUAGCCGCACGGAAAAAAGGUCCAUUGAGGCAGCUCUCAUAUAACAAAAUCCAAUAACGAUCUGUCUGCCGAUUUAUUUAUUUAUUUAUUUAUUUUUACACUGCUCUGGGGAUGCUAAACUAUAGCUUUUUACAGUGGUAACAAAAUAAAAAAAAUCAUCAUUUUGAAGUCACCAAAUGAAACUUCCAAAAUAAGACUGAAAGUUUCCAUACUGACUAACAGCUGAUCACCCGCGCAGCGUCGACUCCGGAAAAUAAAAUAAAAGUUAUCGGUGACGUUGGACAUUUUUUUUUUCGUGCAUAAACAGUUCGUAGUUAACCUAAAAGUAAGGAAAAUAACAAUCAUUUGAUUCACAUCUGGUUAAAACUUUUUAUUUGUUUGUUUGUUUUUGCCUCCAUCCUUUCCGCGGCAGACGGCCGGUGGCGCAUUCCCGAUCCCUCUACCGGUGUGUGGCGCCCAUUCUUGCACAGGUCAGGUUACGUUAGAAUAGGUAACGUUAGGUCAGGUAAGAUUUGGGUUUAUAUAUUUUCGAUAAUUUUACGGGUUAAUCUCAAUAAGAGUAUUUUCCAGAACACCCCGUGGUUAGUUUUGGAGCUAAAGCCGAGCGUCGUCAUUCGGGGACCACAUACCGUAUAGAUAGAUUGAAAUGAUGCAAAUGAGCGAUAUUACCCCUUCCCUAAUAAUCAAGACUCACCAUGCAGACACCACUACACCACUCGUUACCCACCCCCCAGACAGCACCCACCCCCCACCCCCCACGUGUGUCCCAUGCAGUUCCAGUUGUUUCUUUAUCUCCAGACUUUAUUUCACCUUCAGUUGAUGUGGUUGUGUGAUAGUAAUGCUUCCACGCAAACCUAAGGCCAACCCCUUAAUUCUCUCCCAAAGCUUUCCUCACAACUUCCUCCAUCACGGGCUUCACUGUGCUGCUACAUGGGGUCAGAGGCACGCUGAUAAGCCUGAAAAAACUUGCUGAGUCAUCCUAAGAAGGGAUAAGACACCUUACAGUCUUGCCUUUCCUUUUAAUGGAUCCAACUUAGCAGCGUUGCAACGAGUCCCUAUUCGGCCCAAUACACCCUAAUCUGCAUAUAAAUGGUGUCUCCAGGGUCCCUCAGUCCUCCGUGACAUAUAUCUGCUCCAGAUGCUAAUCUGUUACCUUUUAAUGGACGCUAUUUAUAAUCACGCCACAUUCAUGUUGUCUGUCUCCACGUCAUGCUUCCCUUCUGAUCACCCACGCAGAAUCACGCACUUGUUUAAAUGAUAUUCUUUUUUUUUAAUAUCAUUGGUGAAUAUGUAAAGGUUGGAUGCCUGCGUUAAUAAACCAUAAUGCAUCUACUACUGUCUCACGCCCUCAGUCACACGUGAUGGUGGAGUUUGGGACAAAAUUAAACUUUAUCUAUUGAGGGUAAUUACGCUUAUUGUAUUAUCACGCCACACAGUCUUUCUUCUCCAUGUAGGCACUGGCCACUGGCUCUCAGACGGCUGUUAGGGGAAGGUGUGCAUGUCUGACACAGGUGUCCUCAGCUUCAGUGGGCGACCGGCAUGGCUGUGAAGCAGUUACAUGAAUACACGAGGAGCAUCGUUUACGUGUUUGAAAAGCGCGGUUGAAGUCAGGGCGUGUGUAUAGGCAAUAUCAAAUUUACUAGCUGAAAAAAUGAAUUAGUAAUAACAAUAAAUAACAGUUAUAGUGAUGAUUAGAAUAAUAUUAGCAUACGAAAAAUAAAUAAAUAAAUACAAUAGGCUCGUCGCGUGUGUUUACGUUCAAGCUUGUGUUGUAUGUCCCGCCGUGUGCGUGUGUGCGUCCCAAGACCCUAAAACACUGAAGAAGAAGAAGAGACUAUAUUGUACUAUAACCCUAACUAGCCCCAUAAAACACCCAAGAAGUACUAUAGUCUCCUUGGUGUGUCCUGUGUGUUGGUGUGAUGGGAGAGUGUCCAGCCAUGGAGGAGGAGACGCACCCGCCCCUCAGCCCCAUGGAGCUUUUCCGCACACGGGAGAUGGUGACCGUGUGCGCGCCCAUGGUCCGCUACUCCAAGCUUGCAUUCCGUAAUCUUGUGCGGCGGUAUGGGUGUGACCUGUGCUACACGCCCAUGAUAACCAGUGACACCUUUGUGCAGGCCGUACAGGCACGCCACAGUGACUUCACCACAAAUAAAGCGGACCGGCCCCUCAUAGUCCAGUUUGCAGCGAAGGAAGGAGACGACUGGGCACGGGCGGCUGAACUGGUGGCUGCGUACAGUGACGGGGUGGACUUGAAUUGUGGGUGUCCGCAGAGAUGGGCAAUGACUGCUGGCUAUGGCUGUGCUCUGAUGCGGCACCCUGAGAGGGCGGCGGGGCUGGUGACACAAACCCGCAACGCUCUUGCUGAUGCCAACUUCACUGUGUCUGUCAAGAUGAGGGUCUUCGAAGAUACCAAACGCACAGUGGACUUUGCCCGUCAGAUGGAGGCGGCCGGAGUGUCCUUCCUUGCCAUACAUGGGCGCACACAGGAGCAGAGGAGUGAGCCUGUGAGUACCCAGGCCAUUGCUGACGUGUGCGCAUCUGUGCGUAUCCCUGUGGUGGCCAACGGGGGGGUUCGCACACUGGAGGAGGCAUGGAAGCUGAAAGAGGCAACUGGGGCAAGAGGUGUUAUGACAGCCAGAGGAAUACUGGAGAACCCUGCCAUGUAUGCAGGCUAUGCGCACACACCGGUGGAGUGUGUGCGUGAGUGGGUGCACACAGCGAUCCAGACUGGCACACCUUUCACCUGCCUGCACCACCACCUCAUCUACAUGCUGGAGCACACCUUGACGAGAGCCCAGCGCAGGUGUUUCAACAGCCUGACCAGCACCACAGCUGUGCUCACCUACCUGACCCAAAACCUUCUCAUUGAAUUGUGAAGGUGGACUGGGUGCGUCACCAUCAACCAUCCCAUCAACCAUCCCAUCAACACAACCCUCUGCUGGCUGACUGGUGUACUGAAACAUGCUGAUUGACUGGCUGACCACCACUACUACAGAGGCAGUCAACCAGGCAGUUCUGAGUGGCUCCAACAGGCUUCAGGUCACCAGGAGAUAGACAGGAAGCAAGCACGAGUCGACAUCUUACAUUCUCCCCAACUCACUCCUGUCCAAUAAUUGGACUGUCUGCAAAGCAUUUCUCCAUCCAGGCCAGUGGAGGCAGCUUGUAGGAAGGUUGACACAUCUGAUGGGAAGUACAGUACAUUGGAGGGUUGCCACACCUGGCAGGAUCUACAUUGCAGCAUACCUGAAAGAAGUAACACUGAAAUCAUCAUCCCCAUUUCUUUGGCAAGCCAUAGUGUCUCAUAGUUCAGGAACUAUGUAAUUUUGAUAAUCAAAGGUAUUUCUGUAAUGCAUUCAGUUUUCCAAGUGUCUGGAAGGUUGUUCAUUAAAUACACUGAAAGCCA